AUGGCCAACGCGGCCACUGCCCCUCUCCUAACAAGCAGCCAGGAGGCCGAGCCGGCGAAGGAGCCAUCCAUCGAUGACGUGAUGGAGAUGUACAUCGGCGCCACAGGCAUCCUGCAGCUGCUCAAGGCCGUCCUGGUGGCCUUCGCGUGGGCCUUCGACGCGCAGCAGGUGUUCAUCUCCGCGUUCACGGACGCCGAGCCGCGGUGGCACUGCCUUACUACUGCCUCCGCCGGCGACUCCUCGUGCUCCCCGGCCGCGGCCUCGCCGUGCGCACUCCCGCCCGGCACAUGGGCGUGGGACCGGCCGGGCGAGGCGUCAGUGGUCUCCGAGUGGGCCCUCAGCUGUGCCGGCCCGGCGCUCGUCUCCCUCCCGGCGUCGUCCUUCUUCGCCGGCUGCCUGGCCGGCGGCUUCCUGCUCACGACGCUCGCGGACUCCCUCCUUGGCCGCAAGAAGAUGCUCCUCGUGUCCCUGGUGUCCAUGUCCAUCGCCGCCGUGCUCACCAUCUUCGCGCCCAACGUUUGGGUGUACGCCGCCCUGCGGCUGGUGUCCGGGUUCUUCAGGUCCAUGGUGGGCGCGUGCACGCUGGUGCUGUCCACGGAGCUCGUCGGGAAGAGAUGUCGUAACAUGGUCAGCGCGGCGGCGUUCUUCGGCUUCGCCCUCGGGUUCUUGUCCCUCCCCGCGCUCGCCUACGCGUUCCGCGACGCGUCCUGGCGGAACAUGUACUUCUGGACGUCCGUGCCUUGUCUCUGUUACUCCGUCCUUAUCUACUUCCUAGUCCCGGAGUCGCCACGGUGGCUGCUGGUGCGCGGCCGGAAGCUGGACGCCAUCGAGGCGCUGCGGCAGAUCAUGUCGCUCAACGGCAGCUGCGCAACCGCCAGCUUCUCCCUGCUGGACGGGUGCACCAUGCACGAGGACAACGACGCCGGAGCGAACAGCGGGGGCGUCUUCGCCACGCUGCAGGCUAUGUGGGAGCGGCAGUGGGCGUUCCGGAGGCUGGCCGCGAUCAUGGCGGCGAGCUUCGGCGUGGGGAUGUUCUACUUCGGCAUGCCGCUCAACGUAGGCAGCCUGGGAUCCAACCUCUACCUGAGCGUCACGUUCAACGCGCUAGCCGAGCUGGCGGCGGCCGUCCUCACGUGGCUCCUCAUCAGCCGGAGCGAUAGGCGGAGCUCGGUGAUCGCGCUCACCGCGGCGGCGGGGGCGUGCAGCCUCGCGUGCGUGGCCAUCCCGCGGGGCGCCGCGGCGGCGCGCAUGGCCGCCGAGGUGCUGUCCUUCUUCGCGGCGUGCACGGCGUUCGACGUCCUGCUGAUCUACUCCACCGAGAUGUUCCCGACGUCCGUGCGCAACUCGGCGGUGGGGCUGGUGCGGCAGACGAUGGUGCUGGGCGGCGCUGCGGCGCCCGUGCUCAUCGCGCUGGGCCGCGAGAGGAGCAUCUGGUCGUUCGGCGUGUUCGGGAUUGCCAUCGGCUGCUCCGGCCUCUUCAUCCCGUGUCUACCGGAGACGAGGGGAAAACGCAUGUCGGACACCAUGGAAGAGGAGGAGCGCAACGAGGCCGCCGUGGCGUCUUGCACUGAUAGCAACAGCUACCUCGUGUAA
Miscanthus lutarioriparius is the source of this 1593-nucleotide messenger RNA. NCBI's taxonomy places the organism in Eukaryota, Viridiplantae, Streptophyta, Magnoliopsida, Poales, Poaceae. The record is from the annotation of a GenBank genome assembly.